Messenger RNA from Stegastes partitus (bicolor damselfish), 2455 nucleotides. RefSeq names its product transcription factor A, mitochondrial (gene tfam). NCBI's taxonomy places the organism in Eukaryota, Metazoa, Chordata, Actinopteri, Pomacentridae. Bases 169 to 1059 code for a protein of 296 amino acids. The record is from RefSeq and is a predicted model, not a curated record. The transcript has 7 exons. Gene Ontology annotation, biological process: regulation of transcription by RNA polymerase II.
ACCGGACGACUGCAAGGGCGCCUUUUGCUGGUCUGCAUGUCAACAAGAAGGAGAGGCUCGGCUUCAUUUACAAUAUUAAUGCAUGCGUAUAAGACUACGCCAGUUUUGUGGGUCGAUACGCCAGUGGUUUUCUACUCUGUUUAGCAGCGUUUUUCAUUUCAGGCCGACAUGGCACCGUACACCUUAAUGGCAGCAGGUGUUAGCCUUCUGGCUAAGUCCUUCAGUGUGCUGUCCUGCACCAGCGCUCUGGCAAGGUUUACCAGUGUCCUACCUGCUGCAUAUAUCAACCCAGUGAGAUGUCUAACCUCUCAGGCCAGUGGCCCUCCAAAGCGGCCUCUAAAUGGAUACAUGAGAUAUGUUCAACAACAGAAGCCUAUAGUGACUAGUCUAAACCCAGAAAUCAAAUCAGUGGAUAUCAUUAGGAAGAUUGCCCAGCAGUGGAGAACGAUGAGCCCAGAGCAGAAACAGCCAUUUCAGGAAGCCUUUGACCGAGCCAGGGAGCAAUUCAAGGUGGACCUCGAGCGCUACAAGGCCCGACUGACUCCAGCACAGCUCCAGCAACAAUCCCUGGAGAAAAGGCAGAGACUGGCCAAGAGAAGGGCCAUUCGAAAGAAGAGGGAGUUAACCAACCUGGGGAAACCCAAACGUCCUCGCUCUCCUUUCAACAUCUUCAUGUCGGAGCACUUUGAGGAGGCCAGAGGAGUCACCACCCAGGCAAAGAUGAAGUCAUUGUUGGAGGACUGGAGGAAUCUGUUCAGCCAUCAGAAACAGGUCUACAUACAGCUUGCAGAAGAUGACAAAAUUCGCUACAAGAAUGAGAUGAAGUCGUGGGAGGACCACAUGGUGGAGAUUGGACGAGAGGACCUGAUCCGAGAACAGACCCUGUCUGCCAAGAAGAAAUCUUCUGCUAAAAGUCCAGCAGCUAAGAAAGGAACAAAGAAAGCUAAAGCUACAGCGGUAAAGAAAGCCAGUGAAGCAGGAAAGUCAAAAACAACCAGGAAGACAAUGAAAAGUACCUCUGCAAAAACUGUCUCCCAAAGGUCUACCAAGAAGAAAUGAGAUGUAUUUAUGUUGUGAGACCAGAGCGAAGAGAUAUGUUUGUGACGGCUGAAUACAGGAGUUCUGAUGAGCCUGGGCUCUGCUCUCCGUUGUUUUUUAAAGUCACAAAGUCCCCAGUUCUAAUGAAUGCUCUUCAUGUCCAACAUGCCAAAGUUUUCACAGCUUCCAGACAGAUUAAGAUAAUUUCACAUAACAUCAGUGUUUCUGUUUAUUGAAACUUACAGCAAAUAAAUCCAGAAAACAGGAUUUUUUUUAAGGUACAUUAUUGUCACUCCAUCUUCAAAUACACAGAAAAAUACUGUAGAUACUUUUCAAUUUAAUGUUUGGAAGGUCUUUGUGGCGCUGAGUGUAACCACAGUAUAUAAGGUUAUGUUGCUGUCCCAAAACAAUCCCACCUUUUUUCUAUUUUUGGUCAUGUCAUACAGAGUAGUAAUUUAAAGAAUAUGUCUGGUGUUACUCUGUUUGGUUUUUUGUCAAGAAAUCCAUGGAAAGUCCAAAACCAGUAUUGUUUUUGUCUGUCUCUGUAGCUAGACUUCUUACGCAGUCUGUUCCAACAUAAGCAUCUUUCAGGUAUACAGUUUGGUUUUGAAAUGGUCACUUUUAUUAAACGGGACAGAUAGAUCCAUAUUUGGAAGUGCAUCCUUAAGAUAGCAGAAUGAUGCUAUAUGUGGGAUUGAGUCAAUAUGAAGGGCAGAUACACUGAUGUUACAAUAGGGAGGUCAAAGUGUGGAGAGAGAAGCACAUCAUCAGUUUUGGGCUUUUCAGUUUGAUGACUAGAUCUAUUGACUUUGUUCUCAGUAGCUUUCAAAAAGCAAUGGGCUAAUUGGUUGCAAAAUUCUAGACUGUACUUCAUCUGACAGUACCUCUGUUCCCGUAAUUGCAGCCUGACUGAAUUCUUUGUAUCAGCACUGGUAUCAGUGUAGCAUAAGCUUCAUUUGCAACCUCAAACUGUGAAAUCCUGCCAUUUGUCAUUUACGUCGCAAGGACCAUUAUCAACUGACACUUGAGUUCCAAUUUUGCAUGGCUCCAGUGAAGUUUUAUAUGUAAGAUGCUUUUUGCUCUGUUAAAAGCUGAAGAAAAACUGUCAGGGUUGAUAAUAAAAUGAAUUUUUAUAAUUUCCCUCCGAUGAGAAGUGCCAGUUUGCCCUGACUUCACUGUGUGAAGCGAGUCAUUUGCUACAUGUCUCAAACAUGAACGAGCUUUGGCGAAUGUCAAUUAAUCCUAAUAUCAACCAUCUUUCUGGUCUGCCAUUGUGACCAACACUGGUUAAUUAUUUUUAGUGUUAACUUUGGUUUGUAGAAUGUAUUUAGUGUUACCAUAUUCAUACUGCAUUUAACAAAAGUGGUUUACUAUGUAGUGUGGGUUUUCUGAAUAAACAUUUACAUACACUUCUCUA